This is a messenger RNA of Monopterus albus (swamp eel), 2465 nucleotides long. RefSeq names its product beta-galactosidase-1-like protein 2. Gene Ontology annotation, biological process: carbohydrate metabolic process. Bases 154 to 1971 code for a protein of 605 amino acids. Gene Ontology annotation, molecular function: beta-galactosidase activity. The transcript is spliced from 19 exons. The record is from RefSeq and is a predicted model, not a curated record. NCBI's taxonomy places the organism in Eukaryota, Metazoa, Chordata, Actinopteri, Synbranchiformes, Synbranchidae.
GUAUCCCUUAUCCACAGUGUUUGUGGCUUCCCAGCACUAGCCUCCUUUCAAAUGCUUUCUGGUACACUCAGCUUUAACGUACAGCACUGACAGUGUUUUGCUGUAAUUGGGAUUUUUCAUGUUAAUUCCUGACAUAACCCUGCACUGAGGAGAAUGAGCCAUUUGGAGGGUCUGAGGGCCAACUCAUCUCAUUUCACCCUGGAGGGACAACCCGUCCAAAUCCUGGGAGGCUCCAUCCAUUACUUCCGUGUCCCCAGAGCCUACUGGGAGGACCGGCUACUGAAGAUGAAGGCCUGUGGUCUCAACACUCUCACUACAUAUGUGCCAUGGAACCUUCAUGAGCCUGAAAGAGGAACGUUCAACUUUCAUGAUCAGUUAGACCUCAGGUCCUAUGUCAGAUUAGCAGCAGAGAUGGGUCUCUGGGUUAUUCUACGUCCAGGACCUUAUAUCUGUGCUGAAUGGGACUUGGGCGGGUUGCCGAGCUGGCUGUUACAAGAUAAAGACAUUCAGUUGAGAACAACUUAUCCUGGGUUUGUGGAUGCUGUCAACCUCUACUUUGACAAACUUGUCUCAGUUAUCAAACCUCUGAUGUUUAAAGAGGGAGGCCCAGUGAUCGCAGUUCAAGUUGAAAAUGAGUAUGGAUCAUAUGCCAAAGAUGAGAAAUACAUGCCAUUUAUAAAGACUUGUCUUCAGUCCAGAGGGAUCAAUGAACUCCUUCUGACUUCAGACAACUGGGAGGGCUUGAGAUAUGGAGGAAUGGAGGGAGUUUUAAAAACAACAAACCUUCAGAGACUGUCGUAUGGAGCGAUCCAGCACUUAGCUGACAUUCAGCCACAGAAACCUCUAAUGGUGAUGGAGUACUGGUCUGGGUGGUUUGAUGUCUGGGGAGAGCAUCACCAUGUGUUCCAUGCUGAAGACAUGUUAGCUGUGGUGUCAGAAAUCCUGGAGAGAGGCAUUUCCAUUAAUCUAUACAUGUUUCAUGGAGGAACAAGCUUUGGCUUCAUGAAUGGAGCGAUGGACUUUGGCACCUACAAACCUCAAGUCACCAGUUAUGAUUAUGAUGCUCCCUUAUCUGAAGCUGGAGAUUGCACCACAAAAUAUCUACUCUUAAGGAAUUUAUUCAGCCAGUACCAUUCUGAGCUUCUUCCUGAAGUGCCGUCUCCUCAGAAGAGAAGAGCAUAUGAACCUGUUGUCAUCCAGCAGCACCUGUCACUGUGGGACAGCCUGCACUUCACUGACAAGCCAUACAGAUCAGAGAGGCCGGUGAACAUGGAGAAUCUCCCUGUCAACAGUAACAAUGGUCAGUCAUAUGGCUACACACUGUAUGAGACCACCAUCACGAGUGGAGGAACUCUCUACUCUAGGAACAACAUUAGAGACAGAGCACUGGUUUUUGUGGACAGACAGUGUGUUGGUAGUUUGGACUACAAGACUCACGAGCUGACACUCCCUGAUGGAAAGGGUGAGAGGGUGUUGAGCUUACUUGUGGAGAACUGUGGAAGAGUGAAUUACGGGAAAUCUCUGGACAAACAGCACAAAGGUAUUGUGGGAGACAUUCUCUUGAAUCACACCCCUCUGAGAGGAUUUACCAUCUUCUGUUUAGAUAUGAAACCGGACUUUAUGAGAAGAUUAAUAAAUUCAGGUCAGUGGAAGUCAGACUUCAAGUCAUCUUGUGUUCCAGGGUUUUUCCAGGGCAGACUGUAUGUGGAUGGUGCUCCCAGAGACACUUUCAUCAGACUCCUGGGUUGGGGUAAAGGAGUUGUGUUUGUCAAUGGGCAGAACCUUGGACGCUACUGGUUCAUUGGCCCCCAGCACUUUCUUUACCUCCCAGGACCUUGGCUCAGAAGUGGAGAGAAUCAGAUUAUUGUUUUUGAGGAACAAAAAGCAGAUGACAAAAUACUGUUUGCUGAGAAUCCUGAUCAUGGAAAGACAAUUGAUGUAUACAAACUCCCUUUUUGCACAGUGCUGUGAAAAAAGUGUAUAGCAGUAACAAAAGCCUUUUUACACACACACACACACACACACACACACGUACACAAAGUGGGAUGUUUUUUGACACUGGAAGUUUCUGUCACUGAUUUGAAGUUAUUAAUUCACUAAACAUAAUGCUUUUAAAUAUUGUAAAGCGGUAUGGUCAGUUUGUUAAUCAAAAUUGUUACAUCUUGCCAUUGAUUUUUUUUAAUCUUAUGUCUUUUGCCUGCAAAUCAUAAAAUCCACCUUCUGAUCUAUCUUGUUUUCUCAGUAUAAACUUUGCUCUGAUAGGAAAUAUUAGUUGACACGCCUUCACAAGCUUCUCAUUGGACCAGUGCCUUGUCCUUUGCUUUGGCGACGGUUUCAUAUUCACAAAACACUUGCACUAACCCACACACAGCCAUUUUAAAACUCACCAGAAACAAACCCUAUUAACCGGAAAAGAAGUCGUCUUUUCAUUCACAAUAAAGGGUUAACAUUUGUUAGACUGGCAA